Molecule: messenger RNA, 4490 nt
Organism: Epinephelus lanceolatus (giant grouper)
Lineage: Eukaryota; Metazoa; Chordata; Actinopteri; Perciformes; Serranidae
Gene: erap1b
Product: endoplasmic reticulum aminopeptidase 1b
Biological process (GO): peptide catabolic process; proteolysis
Cellular component (GO): cytoplasm; membrane
Molecular function (GO): metalloaminopeptidase activity; zinc ion binding; peptide binding
Source: RefSeq, a predicted model, not a curated record
GUCGCACUUGUGUUGGCAACCUUUUAUAACCACAAUGGAGUGAUACAGUUAUACAAUUUUAGAAAAUGUGUUUGCAUUUGGACAAAAGCGGGGCGGAAGUCUUUGUAACUCGUACUUCCUGGACUGUCAAGAGAAGCUGCAGUUAUGACAUGUCAUCCUGAAAUUAAAAAAAAAGAAGCUAUUUUUAAUUACAGUCACGUCACCUCAGCUGCAGAUCAUUAAAUAACCAAAACUAAUAAUCUGACGCAGGGGACGUUUCCUGUGGUUUCUCCCAGCAUACAACACCUCCUUCAUUUGUUUCACUUUCACUCUUGGAUUAUAUGUGCGAACACUUAGUGCUGCAGAUGACACGGUGAGAGGAUUUCCUGCUUUCAUCAUGUUAGCUGCACCUCUCCUGCUGCUGCUGCUCCUCCUUCCCUUCCCUCCCUCAUCAGGAGCCGGGCUACCAAACCAAGGCCAAGCCAAGGAUGCCCCCAUAGCCACCAACGGCCAGCCCUUCCCCUGGGACCGCAUGAGACUCCCUAAAACCGUCUCCCCCAUCCACUAUGACCUGACCAUCCACCCCAACCUGACCACCCUCGACUUCACCGGAGUCGUUCGCAUCCAGCUGGACGUGCACAAAGACACCAGCACCAUCGUUCUCCACUCCAAGAAGCUGCAGAUAUCCAAUGUGCUGCUCCUCACACCUGAAGGCAGCAGGCCUCUGCAGGUGUUGGAGUAUCCUCGUUCCCAUCAGCUCGCCCUGCUGUCAGACUCUGUGCUGACCAAAGGUAGGAGGUAUGAAGUUCAGAUGGAGUUCGCAGCCAACUUGUCUGACAGCUUCCAUGGUUUCUACAAGAGCAGCUACCGCACCAGCACUGGGGAGGUCCGGGUUCUGGCAUCCACGCAGUUUGAAGCCACCUUUGCUCGUGGAGCCUUCCCCUGUUUUGAUGAGCCCGCCUUCAAAGCCAACUUCACCAUACGGAUCACACGAGAGCCACGCCACAUUGCCAUUUCCAACAUGCCCAAGGUAAAAACUGUGGAGCUGCCGGGGGGUUUACUUGAAGAUCACUUCGAUACCACUGUGAAAAUGAGCACUUACCUGGUGGCCUACAUUGUGUCUGACUUCCUGUCUGUGAGCAAGACCACCCAGCAUGGUGUCAAUAUAUCAGUCUACGCUGUGCCUGAGAAAAUCGACCAGACGGCCUUUGCGCUGGAUGCUGCCGUCAAGCUGUUGGACUUCUACGAUGACUAUUUUGAUAUUCCAUACCCGCUUCCCAAACAGGACCUCGCUGCUAUCCCAGACUUCCAGUCAGGUGCGAUGGAGAACUGGGGGCUGACCACCUACAGAGAGACGGGCCUCCUCUUCGACCCUGACAGGUCCUCAGCUUCAGACAAAUUGGGCAUCACCAAGGUCAUCGCCCAUGAGCUCGCACACCAGUGGUUUGGGAACCUGGUGACGAUGGAGUGGUGGAACGACCUGUGGCUCAACGAGGGUUUCGCAAAGUUCAUGGAGUUUAUUUCUCUCGACAUCACCUACCCAGAGCUGCAAGUGGAUGACUUCUUCUUGGGGAAAUGUUUUGAGGCCAUGGAAGUAGACUCCCUCAGCUCCUCCCACCCAGUCUCCACCCCCGUGGAAAACCCCACGCAGAUCCAGGAGAUGUUUGAUGACGUUUCUUAUGACAAGGGAGCAUGUAUUCUGAAUAUGCUGCGGGACUUCCUGACGCCUGAAGCAUUUGAGAUUGGCAUCAUCCGAUACCUCAAGCGCUACAGCUACCAGAACACUGUCAACAGUCAUCUGUGGGAGAGCCUGACUAAUGUCUGCAGCUCAGAUGGUCUGGACGAAAGCCGAAUGAAACACCAAGAAUUCUGCUCCAAGCGCGAUGUCCAGUCUGGAGCCUCUAAAUGGUACUCCGAUGAUGAGCUGGAUGUCAGGGCCAUCAUGGACACCUGGACGCUGCAGGAAGGCUUCCCACUGGUCACUGUGGAGGUCAGAGGUCGUGAAGUCAGGCUUAGUCAGGAGCGUUACCUGAAGACAGACGACCCCUCCCUCACUGAAGGAUUCCUUUGGCAGAUCCCACUGACCUACAUGACCAGCGCCUCCAACACUGUCCAUCGCUUCCUGCUCAAAACAAAAACUGAUGUCCUGUACCUGCCGGAGGAGGUGGACUGGGUGAAGUUCAAUGUGGACAUGAGCGGCUACUACAUGGUUCACUAUGCAGGCGAGGGGUGGAACUCCAUUAUCAAACUGCUGCAACACAACCACACGGCCCUGAGCGGUAACGACCGUGCCAGCCUCAUCCACAACGUCUUCCAGCUGGUCAGUACAAAGACGGUGAGGCUGGACACGGCGCUGGAGCUGUCUCUGUACCUGUCCAAAGAGACUGAGAUCAUGGCCGUGACUCAGGGCUUUGGAGAGCUCGUACCUCUCUACAAACUGAUGGAGAAGAGAGACAUGGCUGCUCUGGAGAACCAGAUGAAGGGCUACAUUGUGGAUCUGUUCCGGGGGCUGAUCGCUCGGCAGGAGUGGACUGACUCUGGAUCAGUGUCUGAGCGAGUGCUGAGGAGCUACCUGCUGCUGUUCGGCUGCGUCAGGAACUACGAACCCUGUGUGGCCAAAGCCACCGAGCUCUUCAACAAGUGGAAGGACUCUGACGGCACCAUGAGCCUCCCUGUUGACAUCACCAUGGCCGUGUUUGUGAUUGGAGCUCGUACACCAGAGGGGUGGGACUUCCUGUUUGAGAAGUACCGCACUUCACUGCAAAUGUCUGUAAAGAGCCGCAUGAAGACUGCAAUGGCCGUCAGCCCACUGCAGGACAAGCUCCAAUGGAUGAUGGAGCAGAGCCUCCACGGGGAGAUAAUGAAGACGCAGGACCUCCCAGACGUGAUCGUCUCCAUCAGCAAGAACCCCCGUGGCUACAAACUGGCCUGGGACUUCCUCCGAGCCAACUGGCACACCCUGAUCAAGAAAUUUGACUUGGGCUCAAGCACCAUCUCAUACCUGGUGACUGGGGUGACCAACCAGUAUUCUACCAGGGAGAUGUUCGAUGAGGUACGCAGCUUCUUUGGCUCUCUGACUGAAGAGACGGGCUCAGAGAUGAGGUGUAUCCAGCAGGCUUACGAGACUAUCGAAGAUAACAUCCGCUGGAUGGACGCCAACCUUCCUGUGCUGCAGGCCUGGCUGGACAAACGCAGCCACAGAAUUGUGCAUGAAGAUUUAUAGCUCCAGGAAAGUUUGGACAGUUGCGUUGCUUAAGACAGAAACUACAAGAGGUACGGUUGCGAGCACAGCUUGAAGCAUCUCUUGGAGUCAGACUUAAAUCACAAAUUUGAUGACUUUACAUUUGAAGCAAAAAUUAAAACAACCUUAAAUUUCAAUUUUUAACUUUCCCUCUCCAAACAUAAAGAUAAAAAACAAAACAAACAAAAACAUGUGAAUGCUGUGUCAUGCAUACUUUUAAUUUCCCCUUACCUGACUGACCUGACACUUAGGACUUAAUUGUGACUUGCAAAACAAUGACGUUCUGCCACCUCUGUAAACUAAAGCCUCAAACUGUUGUUUGAUGGAGAUGUGUCUCAGGUUCAAGAGAUCUAAGGUAAUGUAGAUUUCUUCAAAGAAGCCGCAAAUGGUAAAGGUUUGAGGAGGUGACAUGAGUGAGAAAAAAAGCAGAGUGAAAGCACUCUUGACACCCGAACAUUUGUGUGCUCAGAGCUGACUGUGUGUGUUUGUAUGUUUGUCGGGGUGUGUGUGUGUGUGUGUGUGCAUGUUUUUUUGUUUUUUUGUUUUUUUUGUUUGUUUUUUCGUGAAGUGGGUGUGGGUGAUGUUAAGAUUUAAAAAAAAAAAAAAAAUUAAUGCAGGGUUUCCUGUGUGAAGUUAAUUUUCAUCAGUGCUGCGUUAUGAAUGCGGAAUGAAUAAUGUACGUUGUUGUACAAAUAGUAAAUAUUAUUUAGGCAUCAGACCACUCCUUCUCACCUAUUGUAAACAAAGCCAAACAUAAAUAAAUAAAAGGAAGGAACAUUCCCUUCAGGAAGAAAAGGCUGCCUCUAACCUUCUGUAAAAAUGCUGCAGCUGCACCGUGAAACAAUUGUUUGUAACAAAAUUUUCCAUAAUGCACUUCUUAGACUUUUGCACAGUCAAAGGUGUUGAACUGUAAUCAACAUAAAUAUUUUCAAAAUUCAAGAACACACUGCUGUAAGAUCAGAUCAGAUACAAUUUCUUUGCACUAUUUGCUUAAGUUUCCAAUAUUGGGAACAUGAAUUCUGACAUCACUGGACUCUCUUGGUAGCAUUUUUAACUUUGUUGAAAUUCACGAAUAACUGGCAAAAGAACGUGCAUCAUCAGGUUUGUUACAAAAAAGUCUUUGGUUUUUGCAACACAACAGUGAUUGCCUUAUCUUUAUGCUACUGUAAAAUCAUGUGUUGGCCAGGAUUCAUGGAAAUUCAGUUAUUUUGUAAGGAUGGUAUGUGUUGGUUUCAUUAGAUAUUGGAUUAAUAAAGUAAAUUUGACUAAA